Messenger RNA from Schistosoma spindalis, 2094 nucleotides. NCBI's taxonomy places the organism in Eukaryota, Metazoa, Platyhelminthes, Trematoda, Strigeidida, Schistosomatidae. The record is from the annotation of a GenBank genome assembly.
AAUUGCAUCACUUUUGAUACAAGAAAAUCCGUUAAUCUUGGCAGAAAAUGAUACCGAAAAAGCUGGAGCUUUAUCGGAAUAUUUUAGUAGAGUGUUUUCUAUCACUAAUGAAGUACGACCAACGAUUCAUUAUGAUCGUAACGGCUCGCUGAUGGAUCCUGUGGUCAUUGAAAAAGGUACUGUUUUAAGGCUACUUCAGCAUAUCAAACCUGAUAAGUCCAGUGGUCGUGAUAAUAUUCAUCCUAGGAUUAUGAAAGCCAUAUCAGAUGUAAUUGCUGAACCUUUAGCGAUACUGUUUGGCAUGUCUCUAAAGCAGUGCAGACUGCCCAGAGACUGGAAAGACGCUAUAAUAAGUCCGGUGUAUAAGGCUGGGAGUAGGGAUUUAGUUAGUAACUAUAGAGCCGUUAGCUUAACUAGUGCAGUUGUAAAACUGAUGGAAAAAAUCAUUCGGAUAUCUGUUAUAAACUAUGUUGAAAGGCAUAAUCUUUUCUCCAGGGAACAACAUGGUUUUCGGAGAGGCCUAUCGUGCUUGACAAAUCUUCUCAUUGCAAGAGAAGAUUGGGCUGCUGCAAAAGAUCAGAAUAUUCCUGUAGAUGUGAUCUUCAUAGAUCUAAGUAAGGCUUUCGAUAAGGUCUCGCAUUGUGGUCUUAAAUUCAAACUGGAACGCUUCGGAAUCCAUUAUACAGUCGUAGAUUGGAUAAGUAACUUUCUCCAUGACAGGAGACAAAGGGUAAGGGUUAAUGGGGCUCUUUCAUCGUGGGUACCUUUAGAAAGUGGAGUUCCCCAAGGCACAAUCCUCGGUCCUCUUCUCUUUUUACUUUAUGUAAAUGAAUUACCAACUGUAGCAAAAUCAUCCGUUCUACUAUUCGCUGAUGACAUAAAAAUUUGGAGACCCAUACACAAUAUGUCGGAUAGAAUGGUAUUACAGAAUGAUCUUAGCUCACUGGUGGCAUGGUUAGACAGGUGGUCACUUGAAGUAAAUCCUAAUAAGAGUGUGGUGAUGCAAUUAAAUAACAAUGAUGAAUCGUAUCACUAUACAAUACGUGGAUUCGUACUACCCAAAGUAAGAAACUAUAAAGAUUUGGGAGUCAUAUUAAGUAGUGAUCUCAAAACCACUAGUCACUGUAAGGCUGCUGCUGCGAAAGGCUAUAGGGUAUUAUGGUCUGUUCGUAGGUCUUUUCAGUAUUUAGAUGAUGAAAUGUUUAGAUUACUAUACCCUAUUUAUGUGCGACCACAUUUAGAAUAUGGGAUUCAAGCAGCAAGUCCUUGUUUCAAGUAUGAAGCAGAUAUGCUAGAGCGAGUCCAACGACGAGGUACUAAGAUGGUACAAGGUCUAUCUGGACUAUCUUAUGAAGACAGGUUGAGACACCUCAACUUAUUUCCGUUAUCUUACCAUCGAAUACGGGGUGAUCUAAUAUUGGCUUAUCGUAUACUGAACGAUGACCUUGGUAUUAACAUGUCCUAUCUUUUACUUCCGUCUGGGACUGAUCGUUUGAGAGGACACUCGAAAAAAAAUUCAAAAACCGAGAUCAAAUCGUUUACGUCUGGAGUUUCGUUUCUCUCUUCGAGUAGUGAAUUAUUGGAAUUCUCUACCGGAACACGUAAUAUCAGCACCUUCUGUUGAUAUAUUCAAGACGAGAUUGGACCUCCAGAGUAUUACAAACUGCAAGGAUUAAUACAGGUCAAUAGACCUCCUAUCCUUAUUACUGAAGACUGAAGACUAAAGAUUAUGACUAGUCGGAUGAUAGUGGUUGUUGAUUGAAAUAACCAUUCAGUUCAUAGCGGACAUGUGUAACAAGUGAAAGCUAAUGAAGUAAGUGAUUUUAAUUUUAUUUCUGUUUUGUGUUUAACUAAAUUUAAUGAUGCAGAUAAUUGUGAACUUGAGACAGGUAGUUGCAAUUUGGACACCGAUGAUUUCCUCAAUAAUGAUGACUCUGUAGAUAAAUGCUGAUUUCAGAUAAGAGAAGAAAGCGAGAAUGAGAAUUUUGAACAAUUGAGAGGAUGUGACAAUUACAACCAUGAGAACAUUAUAGACACGUGGACAGACAAACAGUCUGUGUCAGUUGUGGUAACCGGACAAUAUAACUACUGUAC